Molecule: messenger RNA, 2883 nt
Organism: Portunus trituberculatus (swimming crab)
Lineage: Eukaryota; Metazoa; Arthropoda; Malacostraca; Decapoda; Portunidae
Product: protein phosphatase 1K, mitochondrial-like
Exons: 8
Coding region: 175-1431 (418 amino acids)
Biological process (GO): protein dephosphorylation
Molecular function (GO): protein serine/threonine phosphatase activity
Source: RefSeq, a predicted model, not a curated record
AUCGUCUCAGUAGCCUUUGAAAAUAGUGAUGGGAAAGCAAAGGUGAGUGGGGUGCACCGGUGUGUCUGGCAACAAGGUGAAGGCGAAGGUUGACCUGCGUGAGUGGCAACAGUGAUCACCAGUAAACAAUAUUCCGGACGAUUAAAGCGAUCCACCAACUUACACCAGCUUAUAAUGCAUAAAAUCUUUCUGGCUCAAAAAAGAGUGCUCAAUGUAAAUUUGUUUUGUCACAAAGAUAUUGGCAAGAGAGCAGCAUAUUUCCAGUUCCCUCUUGUGCCAAGUCGCAGUAAAUGUGAUCGUCAGUUUGCAACACUUUGCAAGGCUUCCUCAUUCAUCAAAAAGCACCAUUCAAACAGAACUGAAGGAAAAUAUGGCUUUAAUAUUCUUAAGAGCUUGUCAGCACCAAACUUUGGACCUGUUACCAAACUCAGCUCAACAGAUGAUGCAAACAGCACAGAGAACGACAAUCAUCUGAAGAAAGACUACAGCUUUGAUGCACUGGGAGCCUGGGAUCACCGCAUUGAGCUCCCACUCCUCAUGGAGGCAAGCAUCAAACACGGCACUCCAAUCCCCAUGAUCCUAGCCUCAGAUGUGGGGUGCUCCAGCAUUCUUGGCAAGCGAACCUACCAGGAGGACAGGUAUGUUGUGGAGGAUCUCCCAAACAACAUUCUGUGUGCCGCAGUGUUUGAUGGCCAUGGAGGGGCGGAGUGCUCUGAGUACUGUGCACAGAACCUUAGGAGUGUCUUACGGGAGGAGCUACGGCACCACAAGGACCUAGAGGCUGUGCUGCACCACACCUUCCUCAAGCUGCACACAGGGUAUAUCCAAUGGACCAAGACUCACAAUGCAGGAGAGAGGGCAGGCACAACAGCAGCUGUCUCCCUGCUGCGGGGUGGGGUGGAGCUUGCAGUGGGCCAUGUGGGAGACUCUCGGGUCAUUCUGUGUCGACUGGGAGUCUCACGAGAACUCACUCGUGAUCACUGUCCUUCACUCAUAUCUGAAAAGGAUCGCAUCACAAAGUGUGGUGGGAGCGUCAGCGUGGACAAUAUUGGCCGUCACAUGGUAAACGACACGCUCAGCAUGUCCCGCAGCAUUGGUGACCUGCACCUCAAGAAGUAUGGAGUGAUUGCCCUCCCAGACACCAGGACUAUGAGGAUAAAACAUGGCAAGGAUGCAUUUUUGUUGCUGAUCACUGAUGGUGUCAACUUUGUACUCCAAUCUAAGGAAGCUUGUGAUAUUAUUAACCAAGCAGAAGAUCCUAAUCAUGCUGCACAGCUGCUGACUGAACAGGCUCUGAGUAUGUCUUCGGAAGACAACAUGACAGCACUAGUGAUUCCAUACGGAUCUUGGGGGAAGUACACCAAGUCUGCAUCGAUGUUUUACUCCUUUGGCAUUGGAAGAGACAUGAACAAGAGUAGCAGGUUUGGAUGAGUGACAUCACAGCCUAACUAUCUGUUGAACCAGACAACCACGGUUGGAUAUUAGGGAAUAUUUUUAAUUGUGAUUGUAUGAUAACUGGUAGUAAAUCUUAUACAAAAGCUUUUUAUAUUUGUUACUGUAAGAGCAGUUAGUUGAUGGAAGAACUGUGCUAUAUAUUACUACAUUGGUGAUAUGAAGUCAUACUCAGUUUUAAAUUAUUCUUGUAAUUUCUAUAUUUCUGUUGAUAUUGCAAAAGCAGUUGGAUACAUAUAGGAAAUCUAAGAAUCAGAUAUUCUUUUAUGAAUUGAUUGGUGAUAUGUUACACUUUAAACUUUGCCUAAUAACUCAAGAGAUUAUUAGAUCUUAAUAUUUCCUGUAUCUCAUAAGAGAUGAAGGAACAGAGAUCAUAAUUUAUAUUGUUACUCCCACAAUGAGACAAGACAUGGCUGUCUUUGCCACCACAUAUUAAAGGGCAUCUCUACCAGGUAGAGAUACAUGCAAAACGUUUAAGUACAAUUGCACAUCUCAGUGAAUUAGUAUUGUACUCAUAUUGCUCAUUCCUCUAGUCCACUGCAUAAGAAUAAAUUAUGUAUUCUUAUGGCUUCAUCAUUAGAAUUGUUAUAAUAAUUAGAUCAAAUCUGAAGAUAGUGUCUGCUGAGCUGUUUUCAUGUGACAGGCUUAACAUCAGUAGUACUGAAAAGCUUUACAUGCAUUUGCCAUAUGCAAGGCUUUUGUUGUCAAACUUGUCCUGUUAUAUUUCAAAUUUCUUGUCUAAUAAAUUAGUUACACCAAAAUUUAUAUAGGUAAAUACCAAAUAUGAACUAAUUAUUCUUUGGCUGGUUACCAGUACCCAGAAGUCACAUACUGGAUAUGCAAAAUUAUACAAAGUUAAUUGUUAUUCGCAUCAAUUAAAAUGUUUUAUGAUGCAAGUGUCAAGAUUAGUUUUACACCACUAAGUAAACACAUCACCUAAAGAUCAAAUUCAUAGAGUUGAUUUUGUAUGACAAUGCAGGCUAAAAAAGCAGCACACUACUUUUCAGCUGUUUCAUGUUUUCAAAAUAAGAAAAAUGCUUCAUCCUUUUAUUACACUAGAUCGUAUUCUGUGAUGGUUAUGUUAAGCUGCAGUCUGUGUGAGGUUUUUCAUUCAGAAUUAUGAUAUCAAUGCAUUGAAGAUUUUGUUGGAUCUUGAAUGAGAAUAGUUAUCCUUUAAAGACUUACGUUGAUCUAAUGAAGGCCCAGAUGUAGAUUAAAACUACAAAUUUUCUUACUUAGCUGUUUUACAGUUGUUUUAUGCUAGAUUUAGGAUGGGUUACUAUGAGAAUUUAAAAAAAUAAUUGGUAUGAGCUUUCCAUGAAACACUAGACAUCAUAUCAAAAUGCAGGCAGCCUGCUAAUCAUGAGUUAUCCAUUAAAGUAUUGGUAAAAUGAAAGAAAAUCUUUCAUACAACUUUUCUUUCAAUGUAAA